UGACAGAAAUAAUGCCAUUCCCAGUAAGAUUUUGUCGAGUUUAGACUAUGGCUAGCUCCAACAAUUUGUGUUGCUUGUUCCUAUUGUCUGUCCUCCUUCAUACAUCACUUGGAGCUGGUGAUGAACCCACCCUAGACAUCAAUCCGAAUGCUCCAAAAUCCAGAGGAAGCAGAUUUGCUCUGGCCUUCAUGAACAAUGCUGCUCAAAGUUCAACUGCAACCCUACAGGAAAUCGGAAUUUUCAUCACCACUGAGCAGGAGAGCUCAAGUUUCACCCUAGAGACACGAUGGUUGGGAGUGAAUGGAAUAGGAUUCACUGAGACCUCUCCUGGAUCUGGGUUAUGGUCUCGCAUGGAAAUCGCUCGACGAGGAGAAUUCACUUUCAUCAGUCUGCCGGCAGGAUGGGGUACCCAAGGAGACAUAGCCGUGCAAAACAAUGGAGAAAUCGAUGAAGCUGAAAGACAAAAGGGAUUGUUUAUAACAGCAGAGGAUCCAAACGAUGAGCUCACUGUAUAUGUGCUCAAUGAUGAAUCUACAACAACUGAUGCGUACAUGGCUAUUAACUGUGUCGAAUUUCCAAAUGCUAAAAGUUACAAGUACUUUAUCUUUUCAUCUGGUGUGUUUGGUGGAGAGCCAUUUCAGAGUCGAUUUCUUUUUACUCCUUGUGAAAAUGACACUACUGUCAGUGUACAAGCCUCCCAAACCCAAAACCAUCCUGGUUGGGUGAACCCUAGUCCUUCAAACCCAAGUUCUCGAGUCGAAUCAACGUAUGGGAGGGCUUUCAAUCGUUUUGACACUGUGAUGACUAGCAAUAAUGUGGAUCUUACUGGCUCUAUCAUCACUUCUAACAAGCCAUUGGCUGUAUUUUCUGGGCAUCAAUGUGGAAAUCCUACUGCUGUCCGAAGUUGCGACUAUCUUGUAGAACAAGUGCCACCUCAUCCAACAUACGGUGACCUAUUUUUCAUGGCUCCCUUCGCUGUCAGACGAAGCGGUGAACUGUACAGAAUUGGCUCAGUAUCUGCUGGAGCACAAGUAACAAUCAAUUGUGAGUGUGCAGCAAGUUCAGCCGAUGGGAAUAAUCGAGUUGCACUGGUUAGCGCUGGAAAUGGUAUUUACACGGCCACAGUGGGUGCAGGACAAUACGCUGAGUGCCUAACACCUCAGAGUGCUCAGACCUAUUGUUGUGUUACGUCCUCUCAACCCGUUACUAUGGCUGGAUAUACACUCGGCCGUGAUGCUGAACCAGUUGUUUUAGGUCGCUCUGAAAAUUUUGAUCCUGCCCUAUAUUACAUACCAGCAGCUAACUCAUAUUUGAACAGCUACAGCUUCACUACAGCCAAGGAUUUGACCACUCAGUUCAACGGAUAUCUUAGCUACAUCUUGCCCACUCGUAUCUUCGAUAAUUCCACAGCAGAUCAACAAAGGUUUCUUGUAAAUGGAGAAACUGGAAUUCCUGAUGAUCAAUAUCAAGCCAUCAACUGUCGUGUGGAUGGUACUGAUCAGGUGUGUGCUUAUGGAGGUACCAGCAGCAUAGGCCAAGGAAAUUUCAACCUUACUUAUGACAACAUUCAAAAUGGAGCAUUCUGGGGAUUUGCAUACGGAUUUUCUUUUAGAGCCUCGUUUGCUUAUCCUUUGCCCUUUGAAAUGGAGCCAGUUGGACUGGCCUGGAUUCGAGCUGUGGAUCGAGUUGUAGUGGAAUCUAGUGUAACGAUAGUCGAUCUCAUGUUCAGUAUCACCCGUGGUGAUCGAUCAGAGCGUAGUAGAGCAUUUGCUUCCCUUCAAUCCCUCACAGCUGAAGAAGAUUCUGAUUAUACUGCUCCUCAACCACAAAGAAAUGGUGGGCUUGAUCAAAAUGGCAACCUGCGAUGGGGAAGAGAUGGCGCCACACUCCCCAACGUUGCAUAUGAAGUCACUAUUUUGGACGAUGACAUUCCAGAGCCAGUAGAAGUGGUGGAGGUGAUGGUGCAGUGUGUUGAAACCGAGAAUUGCUACCUGCCCAGAGCUCGGUACACCAUAACCAUUAUUGAUGAUCAAGGUGCCUGUUCUCCUGACCUACCUGCUUUCUCUGAUGGCUCCAUCUCAUACAACUAUGAGUUUUUCACAGAGAUUGGUGGUCGACCAUACGGAACAGUUGCCACGUACGAGUGUCGUACUGGAACUUUAGUAGGAAACCGAAUAAGGAUUUGUGCGAAUGGAGUGUGGUUAGGAAGUGUACCAAGCUGCGGGGCGGUGGAUUGUCCAGCACUGGCACCCAUUCCAAACGGAGCUAUUGCAUAUGAUCCUGAUACGAUUGCUCCUUUUGAUGAGGGAACAGUGGCUACUCAUACCUGUAAUGAAGGUUUCAUGCUGGGUGCCGGAUCUGAGACUCGAACGUGUUUAGAAACAGGGAGGUGGUCUGGCUUCACUCCUGUGUGCCGAGCGCAAUGUCCAGCACUAGAAAACAUUCUAAACGGAGGUUCUAUUUUAUAUUUUCCUGACUUUACUCCUGAUUUUAAUGACGGAACAUUGGCUACAUAUACCUGUGAUCCUGGUUUCCGUCUAGUCGAAAUUGCAACUCGAUUGUGCCAAAUCUCAAUGACAUGGACUGGCCAGCCUCCUGUGUGUGAACCUCUGUGUCCUAUAUUGCCGCCCGUAGACAAUGGAAGGGUUCAAUACUCUCCUGACUUCAUACCUGAUUUUAACGUGGGUACUGAGGCCACGUACACUUGCAACUUUGGGUUCCGUCUGAUUGGACAGAUGGUUUUAGAGUGUGAAGGAAAUGGACUGUGGUCAAAUUUUCCUCCAAUGUGUAAAGCUCAAUGUCCAGAAAACUGACACCUAUUCCAAACGGAGCUAUCACAUAUGGUCCGGAUAUGACUGCUGACUUUGAUGUGGGAACAAAUGCUACUCAUACCUGUAAUGAAGGUUUCAUUCUGUUGAUCGGACCUGAGAUUCGAACGUGUCAAGACACAGGGAGAUGGUCUGGCUUCAUUCCUGUGUGCCGACCGGUGGAAUGUCCAGCACUGGCACCCAUUCCAAACGGAGCUAUUACAUAUGGUCCUGAUAUGACUGCCGAUUUUUUGAUGAGGGAACAGUGGCUACUCAUACCUGUAAUGAUGGUUUCAUUCUGGGUAUCGGAUCUGAG
Messenger RNA from Halichondria panicea, 3123 nucleotides. RefSeq lists its product as uncharacterized. The transcript is spliced from 10 exons. Lineage: Eukaryota; Metazoa; Porifera; Demospongiae; Suberitida; Halichondriidae. The record is from RefSeq and is a predicted model, not a curated record. Bases 48 to 2813 code for a protein of 921 amino acids.